UUCACACUGCAUUCACUGUCCUCUUGAAUUUAUACUUGGUGAAAAGGAUUUCGUCUAAGACAUCAAAUUUUAUUUAAAAUAUCAGUGUGUUUUUUUAUUCCUACUUAAACAAUUUUUAUACAAGACAAUUAGUGUUUGCUCAAUUUUAGCGAUUGGAGUAUUUGUGGCGAUGUGUUAUAUAAGUUAAUACAUAACCUCUGCAAUAUUACAAAUGAAUGUCGAAGUUGCCGAAACAUAUUAAAUAUCGGAGAUUGAAAAUUACUUUAAAACUUCUCAGAUGCUGCUGAACUAAUUACCCUUGAAGACGUAUGUACAACGAUUCACGAAGCAAACGUUUAGUGAUCACACUGUUCUUGCCGAAAUUGAGAGUGGGAAACAAAGCAACGACUGGGGUAGGCACCUUCUGGCCAGUCCACACCGCAGAGCACGCGGAGAAAGAUGGACGAAGAGGUCAGCCCGCGUCAAGAGAGCGAAUCGGCUGUCAUGGACCCCAAUGAAGAGGACUUUCCCACAGAAACUAAGGAAAAGGAAAACAAGUCCUCAAAAUGCGGUGACACAUUUUUGAAAAUAUGCAGAGUUGUUUUCUUUUUUGUUUUGGCGCUAUUGCUGCUUUCAUGCGGCAUACUGCACAAGCUUUACUUCUUGACCCUUCUUAACAACCUAUCACAGUCUAAAAUUGAAGACAAGAAGAAUCGAGCAAUUUCAAUUCUCGUGUGCAUUGCAUUUUUUGAAUUCUUGACAUCUCUUAUAAUUCUUUGGAGAGUUGUCUUCCAAGGUCAGAAGACUAAAUGGACAAAACGUCACAUAGCGACAGCUAUCCUGCAGGCCGUGAGCACUAUUGGAGAGGUCUAUUUGAUUAUCUAUGCGCUUCCAUUACUGGACAGUUUGAGGGCAUGUUUAGUUCUAACAACUCUACCAAUUAUUCCAAGCAUCUGCCAGUUCGUGACUUUAAUUUGUCGGCUUAAACAAAAGAGUCGCAUCAGAAAGAGUUCUUUCCUCAAACUUUGUGUAGCUGGUUUCCCGGUUUUGGCACUGGCAGGGAGUGUUUUAGUAUUCAUGAAGUGGUUGAUUCCUUUUGAUAGCGACCCGCAUCUAAAAUGGGCGUUACCAACUUUUUUGAUAUUGAAGUCAUUAUGCUAUUUGGAUAAUUUCCUUUGCUUUAGAAGUAGAGCUGCAUAUGCUACACAACAAACAGCAGGGGAAUUGAACUCCCAAGACUCGGAGACAAGCGAAUCUAAAAUAAAAGAGAAACAGUACAAUGCCGAAAAUAAACAAGAAUUUAUACGAUUAUCUGUUCGUUGGUUAACAUGCUUAAUGUUUAUUAUUUUGAUAGUGCUGAAUUUAGACAUGAAACUGAUUGAAACAAUCACCAACAAAAACAAUCUUGCAACUGAAACAUUUCUGACAAACGAGAAAUUCACACUGAAUGGAAACAUUUCGUCUAAUUCAACAGUUUCGACUCCAGUGCAACCACAUGACGGGACAUUGAUAUCGACGAACCAUUUCAUUUUUAACCACUUAAUGAAGUUUUAUUUCCGCGUUAAGUUUGAAGUAAGAAUGAUGGCAUGUUCACUUGUGAUUUCUCAAUCGGCUUUGUUGGCUUGUCGAUUGUCAAUGCAGCAAUUUUCAUUUGCCUUGCCACUCAUUCUUACCCCGCCGUUAUCCACAAUUGCUGUUGUAAGACUUUCCUGCAAUAACUUUCUUGAAAGUAUCCAGUACAUAGUCGGAACUGAUUUGACAUGUUCUUUGCCUGUAGACUAUCAGUUUUUCAUAACGAGUGGUGCUUUGGCUUGGAUUGCUGUAAUCACGUUAACGUGGUACAUCUGGGUUCCUCGGGUCGAGCGAAUGGCAAAACAGGAAAGGUUUUUUUCUGGUUGUAUUUUCGAUUUCAUCUUCCCCGAUUUGAACAUGCUCCUGCGAAGGAGAAAUGACCAUGAAAUUGGAGAGCUCCAUACGGACAGGAUACAACAGAGGGAUGACAUUCCGAAAGUCAUCAUCUGCGUAACAAUGUGGCACGAAACCUGUAAAGAAAUGUGUCAGCUACUAAAGUCUAUUUGCAGAUUAGAUUUGCACUUAUUUACUCGAGGUGAAGCCGACAACGAAGAAGGUGAUGGAAAACAAGACACUGAAAAGAAAACACAAGACCCUGAUAAAAUUGAAGUUGAAGUGCAAAUAGUAUUUGACGACGCAUUUUGCUCAACAAAAAACGGUCGAGAGGUUAAUGAAUAUAUGCUCCAGUUUAUGCCAUGUUUGCAAAAGGCCGUUGGGAGCAGUUCAUUGAUGAAAAAAGUGGUACAGACACCUUAUGGCGGAAAACUUAUUCUUAAACUCCCAGGAGGAACACAAAUGACGUUGCAUUUGAAGGAUAAGAAAAAGAUAAGGGCCAGAAAACGUUGGUCUCAGGUGAUGUAUAUGUACUAUUGUCUGGUGUACAAAAUGAGGAAGGCCUAUCCAAUAAAGUUUAAAGACAUGCUGAAGAACACAUUCAUUUUAACCCUUGACGGUGAUGUAGACUUUGAGCCGGAGUCAGUCCUACGAAUGAUGGAUCGAAUGAAGAUGAACAGCCGUGUCGGAGCAGUUUGUGGUAGAAUUCACCCCAUAGGAUCAGGUCCAAUGGUCUGGUACCAACAAUUCGAAUAUGCAGUCGGACACUGGCUUCAAAAAGCAAGCGAACAUAUCUUUGGUUCUGUGCUCUGUUGUCCUGGAUGCUUUUCUUUAUUUCGAGCAUCUGCCCUAGUUGACGAUAACGUCUUGAAAACGUACACCAAAGAGCCAACGGAAGGAAUUCACCUUGUGCAGUUUGAACAAGGCGAGGACAGAUGGCUUUGCACCCUGCUCCUUAAACGAGGAUACAAGAUAGACUACUGCGCAGCCUCAGAUGCAAAAACGUUUGCACCAGAAAACUUUUGGGAUUUUUUUGUUCAAAGACGGCGCUGGUCACCAUCAACAAUGGCAAACAUGAUGGACUUGGUCCUUUCUUGGAAACAACUAGUCCAAAACAACAGAGAAAUCAACCAUUUGUUCAUGCUUUAUCAAUUGGUGCUAGUUAUAACAAGUGUGUUAGCUCCUGGAACUGUCAUUCUUAUGAUAGCAGGGUCAUUCAGUACGGUAUUAGGUUUAACGCCAUGGUAUGCCUUUUUCGUUGCCGUGACUCCGGUAGUUUUGUUCGCAGUGUUAUGCCUGACAGUGUCUCAGAAAAAGCAACUCAAUGUAGCCGCAAUACUAAGCACAGCAUAUUCACUUGUAAUGGUUAUUGUUACAAUCGGCACAAUGGUAAACAUCACAAACGAGACAGUUCUUUCUCCUACCGUGAUCUUCCUCAUAUCUAUCGGUCUAGUAUUACUGAUAUCUGCGUUGCUUCACCCUAAAGAGUUCACAUGCUUGUUUCCUGGCUUGCUUUAUUUCGUUUCUGUGCCUUCUACAUUUAUUUUUCUGACAGUGUUUUACGUGUGCAAUCUACAUGACAUCAGUUGGGGUAUUCGAGAAUCCAAAUCACAAUCAACUCAGUCUGAAGUAAAAAGUGGAAAGAAAUCGUUUGUGCGUUUGCUUUUUACUCUAGUUCGACAUAUCCUGCAGGCAAAACUCGCUAAAAUCAACUCCAAAGGUUCAACUUCGGACGAUAUUGAGAGACAACAAUGCGAACAAGGUGAGGAAAAAAUAGAUCAUGAGGACGAUAGCUACUGGAUAAAGGUACAAUUAACAGACUCAAAACAAAACUUUGAAACAAUUCAGCUCGAGGAAGCUGAAGAGGAAUUUUGGACAAAAUAUAUAAACAAGUAUUUGAAACCACUAGAAAGCAACAGGAAACUUCAAGAAAAAUUUAAUCGUGAAUUAAUGGCGUUAAGGAACAACUGUGUGUACGGUUUCUUUAUGUUGAACUUAAUGCUAGCAUUAGCACUGUUGCAAUUACAAGUAAGCAAAGAAAGGUUAUAUGAAUCAUUAUCAAUAAUGUUUCUGUCAAUUUUUGCAAUUUUACUUUUGAUCCAAUUCAUCUUUAUGCUUUUUUAUCGAUGGAAAACUUUCUGCCAUAUUAUUUCAAGCACUGAGGUGUUUGGGUGCCGCUGUUUAAAACGAACAAAGACUAAAGCGCAAUAAUUUGAAGAACACAUGAAAGGGCAUGGGAAAGGUUAAAAAUCAGAUAAGCCGCCGCCUGAUUAUAAAAAUAAGCUUGCUGCGUAUCAUAACGACGGCUAUAAUAAAACUAAUGAUGAUACGCAUCUCCUUCAUAAAGUAAACAAGAGUCAAGGACAUUUAUGGUUCCGCAACAUAAAACAAAGCGGAGAACAUCAACACCCAUGACUUUCAAAAACAAAUGAAAGAGUUUGAGCAUGAUUUGGGGGAAGAGGUAGAAUCUGAUGAGCCGCCGCCUGAUUAUUUGCACGAGCCUGAUUUUGAUCAUAACGACAGCGAUGAUGAACCUUCAUUAAGAUAACCGAACUCAAGGAAAUACGUCUUUACUGGCACAAAAUACAAUGUGUGCGCAAUAUAAAAAAUGCUAUUGCUGAUGGUUGUUUUGAAGACCUGGAAUGAAAUACACUAACGCCAAUAUUCAUGGGGGAAAAUAAUUCAUAUCAGCGGAUACAAUAACAAUGAUAAUAUAUCCCAUAUUGAAAGCAAAAACUACAUCCAUGUUAAUCAAUAUUGUAUGUUCGUAUCUAUCUGUUAUCUGUUCUUUUUUAUUGAUGGUUUAUUUUUCAUUCUUGUGCGGUCAGUUUGUGGUAUUUGUAUUUAUGUAUGUGGUGUUUACACGUGUGUGUCCUUUGUUCAUUGUCGUUCAGGCCCUUACCAUGUGCAUCUAAACAAGGUUUAUUUAACAAAUCAUUUCUUGACUACUGGGCUUGUCCCUGUUAUUUUCACUGUAUUAUUUUAAUAUAGCACUAAAACGUUAGCUAAUAAACUCAUGUUUAAAACAUUUUAAUUUUUAUUUCGCUUUAUACUUAUAUCUGAAUAAUAUCUCAAAAUGUGCAUUUGUUUUAUUUGAUAUUCGUUUUAAAUUAUGUAUGGUUCAUUAAAGCGUGCAAACAUUUCA
Mya arenaria is the source of this 5029-nucleotide messenger RNA. Its product is annotated as chitin synthase chs-2-like. Lineage: Eukaryota; Metazoa; Mollusca; Bivalvia; Myida; Myidae. Gene Ontology annotation, cellular component: cell periphery; cell septum. The record is from RefSeq and is a predicted model, not a curated record. Bases 439 to 4095 code for a protein of 1218 amino acids. Gene Ontology annotation, molecular function: chitin synthase activity. The transcript is spliced from 12 exons.